UUUAAUUAAACAGGCCUCGUCCCCAGCAACCCAUCUUUCUUUGUUUUGUGUAAAGACUUCAAACAAAACAAGAAAAUGGAAAGAGGCUGCAGAGAAGAAGGGCUACCGACAAGCCCUUUGCUUCCUGUUGCAAAGCCUCCGCCGCCCGACAGGAAUUAUGAGAUCGUUAGCUUCAACGUAGUAGCCGCAGAUUCGUCCAUCACUCCUGUUCUUGUCUUCAGCACUUUCAUAGCUGUCUGUGGCUCCUUCUGUUAUGGCUGUGCUGUGGGGUAUUCAUCGCCGGCAGAAUCUGGAAUCAUGGAAGAGUUGGGCCUCUCUUUGUCGGAAUACUCAGUUUUUGGGUCAAUAAUGACAAUCGGAGGAAUGAUAGGUGCGAUUACAAGUGGAAAGAUAGCUGAUCUUGUCGGCCGGAGACGAACGAUGUUAUUGGCUGAAUUAUUCUGCACUCCAGGUUGGCUUGCAAUUGCCUUUGCUAAGAAUGCUUGGUGGCUGGAUAUUGGAAGACUGUUGAUUGGACUUGGAGUAGGGCUUUUUACUUAUGUGGUACCUGUAUAUGUGGCAGAAAUAGCACCUAAAAAUCUCAGGGGACGAUUUACCUCAGCCAAUCAGAUGUUAACUAGUUGCGGCUUUGCACUCUCAUACUCUAUUGGAAAUAUAAUUUCCUGGCGCACCCUGGCUAUAAUUGGUGCUAUUCCAUGCUCGUUGCAGCUUGUGGGUUUAUUCUUUAUUCCAGAGUCUCCUAGAUGGCUAGCGAAAUGUGGCAGAAAAGAUUUUGAAGCUUCAUUGAGACGACUUAGGGGAAAGAAUGCAGAUGUUUCAGUAGAAGCAGUGGACAUAAUAGAAAUUACAGAAACCUUUCAACAAAAUUCAGAAGGGAGUGUUCUUGAAUUAUUCCAGAGAAGAUAUGUUUAUUCAAUCAUUGUUGGAGUAGGGCUAAUGUUUCUGCAACAACUAGGAGGGGACAGUGGAAUGGUAUAUUACAGCAGUACCAUAUUUUCUGAAGCUGAUUUUUCUACAGUUUUUGGAACUACGGCCUUAGCGCUUAUAUUGUUAAUAGCAGCUAUGGUGAGCCUGAGCUUAAUGGAUAUAUAUGGAAGACGAACUCUCCUAAUGGUUUCUUCAACCGGAACAUGCUUGUUCUUAUGCGUAGUUGGAUUAUCAUUCUUGUUGAAGGAACAUGGAUAUUUGAAAGAGAUCACUCCAUAUAUGGCAUUUGCUGGCUUAUUGGGUUAUCUCGCAGCUUUUGCAAUAGGCAUGUCAGGAAUCCCAUGGGUUAUCAUGUCAGAGAUAUUUCCUGUAAGUGUGAAGGCAUCAGCUGGAAGCCUAGUUGCCCUAACCAAUUGGUCUUGCUCUUGGCUUAUAUCUUACACUUUCAACUUUAUGCUAGUAUGGAGCCCUGCAGGUACAUUUUUCUUCUUUGCGGGUGUGUGUUGUUUUACUAUCUUAUUCAUUUGGAAGUUAGUGCCAGAAACCAAGGGACGAACAUUGGAAGAAAUACAAGCAAGAAUUGCUCGUAUUCCAGAAGAGAGUUUAUAGUAUUAGCUUUUGUUCCAAGUAAGUCUGGUUAGAACUUCGAAGUUAAAUGUAUUUAGGCAAAAGCUUAAAUCAAGUGUAAUUAAGUUUGUUUUCCCUUUUUAAAAGGGAUAAAGAAUAAUGGGUCUCAAAUCAAAAACUUGUUAUCCA
Molecule: messenger RNA, 1683 nt
Organism: Manihot esculenta (cassava)
Lineage: Eukaryota; Viridiplantae; Streptophyta; Magnoliopsida; Malpighiales; Euphorbiaceae
Product: sugar transporter ESL1
Exons: 18
Coding region: 76-1536 (486 amino acids)
Biological process (GO): transmembrane transport; carbohydrate transport
Cellular component (GO): membrane
Molecular function (GO): sugar transmembrane transporter activity
Source: RefSeq, a predicted model, not a curated record